AUGCCCACUGCCAUGGAGGCCGUUCUGUUGCUCACGCUGGCUGUGAAGGCUCUCGGCACCGCCGCAGCAGUACCAUAUGCCAUAGCAGCAGCAACUAGCUUUAUCUCCAACAUAUCCUCAGCGACAAUGUCACCAUUGAGCCAUAACCAAGCUGGCAAGGAUCUUCCUCCUACAAGAACUACAACCAGUACUAUGGGCUUUGGAAAAGACAUCAUUUAUAAAAUGUGCGGCAAAAAGACAGAACCCGAACCCAACGUUCCAGAAGGCGUAGACAUUGACCAGGACGUCGAAGACGUCAAAAACCAACUCCCACCUCUGCCCUCACCCCUGCCCACACCGCACAAGGACUUCAUACACUGCCUCCCGCCUAAUGCGCCUACCUACCGCAAAUUCAGCGUCUUCACCGCGGGCAGCAUAGAAAUGGGUAGCGCCAUCCAGUGGCAAAAGCACAUGGUCACCAGCCUAUCCCACCUCCCCAUCACAGUGUGCAACCCGCGGCGCGGCCACUGGAACCCCAACAUCACGCCGCAAGCGCGCGACAAGGACUUCAAGGACCAGGUCGAGUGGGAGCUCAGCGCGCUGGAGCAGGUCGAUGUGAUUUGCUUCUUCUUCGACGUCACGACAAAGAGCCCCGUGUCGCUGCUUGAACUGGGGCUGUGGGCGGGCUCGGGUAAAGUGGUCGUGUGCUGUGGAGAAGGAUACUGGAAAGGCGGCAAUGUGGAGCUGACAUGUGAUCGCUACGACAUCCCCUUUGUCAAGUCGUUUGCCGAGCUGGUGCCUGCGGUGGAGAAGAUGCUGGUGGAGAAAGGAAUGAUGCUUGAUGCCAAGGGCGAUUUGGUGGGGGAGAAC
Molecule: messenger RNA, 849 nt
Organism: Bipolaris zeicola 26-R-13
Lineage: Eukaryota; Fungi; Ascomycota; Dothideomycetes; Pleosporales; Pleosporaceae
Exons: 2
Source: RefSeq, a predicted model, not a curated record